Molecule: messenger RNA, 951 nt
Organism: Boeremia exigua
Lineage: Eukaryota; Fungi; Ascomycota; Dothideomycetes; Pleosporales; Didymellaceae
Exons: 2
Coding region: 1-951 (316 amino acids)
Source: RefSeq, a predicted model, not a curated record
AUGGCAAUAACAGGUUUUCCACCAAGGAACCCAGCCCCUGCUCGCACGGUUUAUCAAUGGGAAAACGGAACCUGGGCUGAGAACAUCGCUGUGCGCUCAAAUGGAGAUCUCCUUGUUACGCUCAUGGACCGACCUGAGCUGUACUCAAUCAAACCGGACACGUCUGCAGCAAAGCUAGCCGCGAAUCUCGACGAGCAAACGAACGCGAUUGGACUCCUCGGCAUCACAGAAAUGGCGCACGACGUGUUUGUCAUCGUUGCGGGAAACUUUUCCGUCGCUCGCAGAGAGUCGGACCCUGCGAGUUUCUCAGUCUGGGAGAUUGACUUCAACCGGGGCGGCAAAUGCGAGAAGGUCAAGGAGGUUGAACGGUUCCCUCAAGCCAGCUUCCUCAAUGGCAUGGUCACCUUGAACCGCCAGAAGCAGACCGUCUUGAUAUCGGACUCGGUCCUCGGCCUCGUAUGGCGCUUGAACACGCGCACGGGCGAGUACGCGGUGGUGCUGGAAGAUGCCACCAUGACGGCGCCAGAGGGAAGCAGCCCGGUCAUUGGAAUCAACGGAAUCCGGAUCUUUGGGGACUACCUGUACUACGUCAACGCUCAGCGACAGCUCUACUGCAGGGUCAAGAUCGACCUGUCUACUGGUAUGGCGCUGGGACCUUACGAGGUCAUCACUACCGAGAUUUCUGGAGACGACUUUGCUAUGGCUGCUGACGGAACGGCGUAUGUGACCACCAACGCUGAAAACGGGCUGGAGAGAGUCACCGCCGAUGGGCAAAAGACCCUUGUUGCUGGAGGAUUGAAUUCGACCGUGGUAGCUGGAGCAACUUCGGCCGCCUUUGGACGAACGAGGAAGGAUAAGGAUGUUGUCUAUGUUGUGACUUCUGGAGCUCAAGGUUUUCCCGUCGGUGGGACCUUCUCAGAGGGUGGUAAGGUGGUUGCUGUUCCGGUGUAA